UCGAUUGCGUCGUCGUCGUUUCUUCCAGCUCUACAACUGAGUUUUCCAGCAACUGACAGAGCAUGCAACGUGAUUAAUUAGUUUGCGAGCCUAGAAAGACGACCGGAAAGAAAAGCAAGCGCUAAGGAGAGCAAUUAGGAGCUAGGAACACACACCGCAGCAGUCGCCAGCGGAGACACCCACAGCCAGAGAGCUAGCGAGGAGACAGAGCAGCCAUGCCACGCGGAAAGUUCGUCAACCACAAGGGUCGCUCUCGUCACUUCACGUCGCCCGAGGAGCUGCAGCAGGAAUCCGAGGAGGAGAGCGACCAGUCGGGCAGCGGUAGCGGCAGUGACAGUGAUGCUGAGGACGCCAAGGCGGACAAGGCCAGCGGCUCGGCAGCGAAGCCAAAGCCAUCGGCCGCCCGGAAACCCGCUGCUUCCAGUCGCCAAGCGGCGCAGCGACAAAAGCAGCGGGCAGCCGGCGGUGCCGGUGGCUCCUCAGAGUCCGAAUCGGAGGAGGAAUCCGAGGAUGACUCUGAGGCUGAGGCGCGCGAUGCCAAGAAGGGCGUGGCCUCGCUGAUUGAGAUCGAGAAUCCCAACCGGGUGACCAAGAAGGCAACACAAAAGCUUUCGGCCAUCAAGCUGGACGAUGGGCCAGCCGGUGGCGCUGCCAAGCCAGAGCUGUCGCGCCGAGAACGUGAACAGAUUGAGAAGCAGAAGGCCCGCCAGCGAUACGAGAAGCUUCAUGCUGCAGGCAAAACGACCGAGGCAAAGGCGGAUCUUGCCCGGUUAGCCCUUAUCCGGCAACAGCGUGAGGAGGCGGCCGCCAAGCGGGAAGCUGAGAAGAAGGCCGCCGAGGCUGGCGCUAAGAAACCAGGAGCCAAGUAGAUACAGCCGGCAAAGAAUGCGAAUGCUCAUGCUCUCCAAUCAACCCCAAUCCCGAACCCACAACCCAAUCCCAAUCCCAAUCCUUAUCCCUCAUCCAACCGAACCUAACCGAACAGACCAGAUGAAGCAAUGGCAACCACUGGGGCUAAUGGCAAUUAGAUAAGUAAAUUAACCAAGUACAGCACGAUGCUAUCCGCUAUCCGUGCUGAUUCAAAAUUUCAUCAAGUUUUCUAUGCCUGUCUUUUUUGUAAUUGCGAAUUAUACAAAACAAAAAUAAACCACGAUGUAUACACGA
Molecule: messenger RNA, 1164 nt
Organism: Drosophila serrata
Lineage: Eukaryota; Metazoa; Arthropoda; Insecta; Diptera; Drosophilidae
Source: RefSeq, a predicted model, not a curated record